Molecule: messenger RNA, 8619 nt
Organism: Rhopilema esculentum
Lineage: Eukaryota; Metazoa; Cnidaria; Scyphozoa; Rhizostomeae; Rhizostomatidae
Biological process (GO): regulation of DNA-templated transcription
Molecular function (GO): DNA-binding transcription factor activity, RNA polymerase II-specific; RNA polymerase II cis-regulatory region sequence-specific DNA binding
Source: RefSeq, a predicted model, not a curated record
CUUGCGUGAAUCUACACUGAUCCAAAGAGAAAUAGCAGUUGUUUUUCCUUAAUUUAAAUAAUGCAAAUGGAAGCGUAUUUCAGAACGGAUGUUAGACACUGCAUGACAAAGCGUCUCCACGUUUGUGGUCUAUGUGUGCAAGACCUAUGCAGAACCGUAGCCAAUAUUUAUAGAACCACUUCUGAUCGUGUUUCUAUGCCUUGUCUUUCUGAUUUGAACACGAAGCAAAGAGAAAUUCGUGACAGUUGUACCUGACUUGCAAAUGUUUCCAAAAUAUACUUACACGCCAAAAAUGCUAAGGUAUAAAUUUUGAUGCUUAUAAUUUUGGUCUUCAUGUCCUCUUCGUUUGGAUUAGCAUGAAUAUUUGAGAAAGCUAGUUCCAAAUAUCGAGGUUUUCUUUUAAUUGCGGUAAAGAGUGGGUCAGCAUCAAAUAAAAAGCCAUGGAUUAUAAUAAAUUUGGCCUUUUGUACUGCAUAUAUCAAUGUGACACGAAAUGGCUGAACCACCGCACUGGCGAGGUAGUUUUUCUUUCAUGGUUUGUGGCGAUUGAGGUGCGGAUUGAAAAUAUCUUGAGAAAGUUAAAUUCAGCAAAGAGAAUACACGUAUCUACUUAACAAGCAACCUUCACAUCAACGAAAUGAUGAUCUAGUUAUCAAGUUGUCUGGUGUUGUAAAACUCAUUAUGAAAAUUCUGUUUAUCUUGCAAAAGUACAUUAUGCAAAGGUAUAUUAAAACAUUAUCUGGCGUUUACACUCAGAGGAGUGUCGGACGAAAAGUACCCCAGUAUGGUGUUUUCCGCCUUUCGGUUCUAUUUUCAAAUGAAUUAUAUAGUAGUUAGGCACAUAAAUGAAACGCGUAUAGUGUGUAAAAAUGAUCGAUUAAAUUUGUUUUUGCAAUUUCCAAUUUAUGGUACUCGAUGUUAGGCCAAAAAUCUAGUGAAACCAAGCUCCCGUCUUCUACUACUAACUGCUAUUGAAGUAUUAUGGUAUCAAGCAACGGCGCAGUUGACCCAUACAGGGCCUUUUGACGGCAAUGAAUGCCAGCUUAAUGUCGUUGCAUCAUUGGCAAGGAUUCCUUGUACUUAAUUCCCCUUGUCCAUGGCAUUACGUUAAUCCCAGUGAAAGAUUCCAGCAUAGACUUAUCCUGAAUCAUUUCCCUGACUAACAAAUUUUUUGCUUGAACCGACUUCAUGGCAUUUGGACUGGUCGCGAAUCCGCUUGCGAUGUAUGCGAAAGCAGCGGCUUAGUUCAAUGAGAUCCAGGGGGUUUGCAGGCCCAAUUUGCGCUCAAGGGGGUUUGCAGGUCCAAUUCGCUGAGAAAGUAGAAGAUCCACCCGUUUUUGCCGACAUUUUCGAAAAUUUCCCGAUGAAGCAUCCGGUCUUCUAUUUCUACUUAAAGGAACCACUCUUCUUUGACCACAGACACAGCCGCGAAGAAAUAGAAAUUUGAGGUGCCUCGACGAACUGUGAUUAGAGUUAUGCGGUCCUUUUGUAGCACUGAGGUCAUUGGGCUGAGUUCAAUUUAUUAUGUUACGAUGUGAGAUGUCUUGGGAAAUAUUAUUUAUCUAAUAAACGAAAACGAUUUAUAGCUGGAGCUGCUUGAAAAAUAAAUGGAAAUUUAUCUGUCCUCGCUUUUAAUUGAUUACAUCAGGCUAAAACGGACAUAGUUAAUUUUCCCCCUCAUUUUCCAUAUCAAGCAUAAAUGAAUUGAAACUUCAAGCACAUUGUCAAAUAUGCUGUCUUCAAAAUUACUUUUCCAGGCUGGAUAUGGUAAAAUCUUGUACCUGAGAUAGUUAUCAUUUUAUCCGUCACCCAAAAAUUGUAGAUUAAACGUUUCUAUCAGAGAUAAAGGAACAUGGAUCUCUGUGCUGGUCCGAAAAAAAUCUUAGUUGCUGGUUGUUGCCGGCGAUAUAAACAAAAAUGGAACUGAUGAGAUAUCUUUAUUUUCUAAUACAUAUUCAUAUGCGUAUACUUCCCCGCAGCUAAGCAACUAACUCCGAGGUCAAGUGCCGAAGCGAUUCAUUAAAAUGCCUGUCAGUGUCAACGCAUUGGUUGGCAGGAAAAAGGACUGGGCCCCACCCUAUUCCCAGGACUCGAUCGUUUCAACACUGGCUGAUUGUUAGUUCACAAGUCCAGAAAAAACCGGGUGUCGUGUGGAAUUGAAAUGACUACUGUUGGAGCAAAACUAUAGCUGAUUGAUUCAAAACAAUAAAUGUACCGUUGAUAUGUUAUUUAGAAGAAAGGUCAAUGCAAUGAAAAUAAUCAGUUCAAUUGGUUUUGCAAAGUGCUUGAUCAGGUUCUAUAACACAACGGGCCCCCCAUAUAACGGGCCCCCAUACAACGGGCACCUCUAAACAACGGACACCUCUCAACAACGAACCGAUAUUUUCCCAGGAUGGUCAAAACGCUUUUAAUAGUAGCCCCUUUACAACGGACACCUAUGCAACAGACACCUCUAUACAACGGACACUUCUAUACAACGGACACCUCUAUACAACGGACACAACUUAGCAAAGGACAAUUACACUGGUCUGAACUGUGUCCUUUUUUGGAGGCUCCACUGUGCACGUUUUUUAUUACAAUAAUCUAGCUCGGGGUCAAGAUAUAAAGGUUUUUAACUCAUGACGCAGUUUGUAUACUCAAAAGCUUCUUCAUUUCAUAAAAAGAUAUCGCACUCAAAACAUUAUCGAGGAUUGUAAGCAUUUUUAAUUAUAAUAGAUGUUAUAGUUUGAAAAAGUUGGUGUUGAGAGUUGCUUCACAUCUGUUUUUGCGUCGCAGUUCUACAUAGUCUUCAUUUUGUUCUUUGAAAAGAAUGGGGUACAUUCCUAUUUUAUUGUAAAACACUACAAGUACACUGAUCUCGAUUUGCGACAAAAUAGAUGAAUAUUAGAUGAUAUGCAAUGUUUUUGAAAACUUUUUUCUUAUGUUUAUAAGAAGCCAUGCUACUAAAAACAGUUUAUAGUAUGUAAAGUCAAAAUUGAAAGGAGGACAACGUUAAAAGCACCCAUGCCUGAAUUUACUCAAAGAUAAAAACGUCGAGCCUCAUCCGCUUCUUCAAGAAAAUCGCAGUAUACUGGUUGAGCUUUUUUUUGAACAAGAUACUGAUUCAAAUUCCCCGUUUUUCUUAAAAGGCGUUUAUUUUUCAGAACUUGAAAACGGUGUGUUUAGUACAUUGUCAGAAGUGGCACAGAAUUUCCCGGUGUUUCUUAACUUUAUCGUUGUAGAAAUUGGAGUAUAAUUAUUCUUGGGGUGUACUAUUCGAGCAUAUUAGGUACUAUAAGACGAUAUCUUUUCUAUUAACUAUUACAAACUUUUUAAGUUUUCUUACAAACCGGCUCCUUUAAAAAACGCGCGAGCUUUGUCAGGCGUAACAACCGGUAACUCUGCAAGCGGCCCAUUUAUAGCUCUAAAAAUUAUAUCCAAGAGGAGAAAUCUCGAAGAACUUUUGCAAUAAACGACCAAAUAAAAUAGAAGCUUAACACUUUAUUAUCAGAGUAAAAUUCUAUUUGAUCGCCUUAGGACCAGAAACAAAAGCUGGAUGAAUUCUCUGUUUUUUCUCGAUGUAAGUUGAGACCCGGCCUUUUAACGGAGAAGUGAUAAAAAUUUUCUACGACUUCUUUGACGAUGUCACGUUUGUGUCCAUUCAAACCAUUCAGAUAUUACCGGAAAUAUCAUAAAAUCGAACAGGUGCGCCGUAAUUGUCUAGAGCACAAAGGGAGAAUGAAGCAUGAUUCCCCUUAUCAUUGUUGUCAUGUGAUGUUUGGUUGCGGUUUUCCAAGGGAUCUGGGCUCGGCUCACUGCUCCAUUUUCCUAGACAGACGGGGGAUUGGUAAAUAGGUGCAUAUGUUUUCUGUAAGGAAACCUCCUGUUGGGCCCUUACUGACUUUUUUUAUAUGGUGAUGUAUCGCCUGAAUUUGCAAUUAAGUAAUUGGCAGUAGCUAGUGAGGGGGAAGCAAGAGGGGACGCCCCCCAAAUAGCAAAAAAUCUCUUUGCAACUCACAUUUGCCACCCAACCUUAACAUCCUGGCUACGCUUCUGGUUAUUGGGGGCUGCCUUUUAAUAUCGUUGCGUAGAUGAAGCUUGCCUUACAUUCAAGCGCUUUUUUUAAUAAGUUAGCCUGGUUGUCUUUAAUAACUUAGGCCUGAGAUAGCAAUUACAAGCUUACAGUUUGACACCAACAGAUUUAUGCCAGAUUAUGGAAACUUUCAGAAAACUUGACCCCUUUGGCCCUGUUGACAGACAUCAAUGUUAGUAAAUAUCUAAAAGUGCCCUUAUGAAGCAAACAUGUAGAUUUGCUUUUUUAUCUAUACUGAGAUGAUUGCACCAAUAUAAUUUUAGAUAUAUUUCACGCAUUGCUGUCUGAGUUUAUUGCCGCUUGGCAAAAUUGCUGUAGCUACGCAUAGGAUGAGGGCGACAUUUUUUAGGCUUCAUUUGUUGGCACAGAUAAACCCAAGUACUGAGCUGAGGUGGGAAUAGAGCAAAACCAUUAGGCUAAUCUAGAGCGUACUCGAUGACUUGAUCGGGCGUGGUACGGCAUAAUGUUCUGAUACAUAAUCCCAGUUACUGGUCUCUACUUUUUGUGCAUUGGCAACGCCCUCAAGAGGUCCCCUAUGUAGACCAUAUAAUCAUGUAAGCCCUUUCAUAGGACCUCUCGUCCAAGGAGUCACAGGCAAGUCGGCCACUUCUAUUUCGAAACUGACGAGCUCUUUAUUUACUAGAGGGAAUCGUGUCAAUGGAGAAGGUGCUCCUAGAGAAGCGCCUUGAUCUGCAUACUGUAUGAAGGUAGCAUGUCGGAGAAGAAAGCUUUUGAUUUCUAAAUCUAAAUUCUAAAGAGUUUUGCUUUUUACCCCAUGAGUGAUUUUGCCUCACUCGAUUACAAUAAAGUGAGACAUCUAGUGACUUCGUUGCUCAUAUAUCAUUGACUCAAUGCCUUCAAUCUCAGUUCGAGACACCUGUUUCAAAAUGUAGUUUCAUUUUAACAGUGACUUGAGCCUUUGUUUUUGUCUCUAGAAAAAUUUUAUCUACCUUAUGAAAGUUUUUGGAACUCCAUCUCCAUUUGCCGGGUCUUUUAAUGAUUUAAAGGUAUCAUUCUUCCAUUCCAAUUGUUUUGAAAGCGCUGAGAGCAGAGGCCUAAAGUGUUACAGCGGGUCUAGGGUUGUAUUGCUAAGAGGGGAAACUCACAAUUAUUGCUAAUAAACAAAAGCAAGAUGUAAAGGGUUACUUUUGGUAUUAACAAGGGACAAUGAGUUCCCUUGGCUCUACCCCUUUCUUGGUAAAAUUUCGAUCCUGUCUCUUGUUAAAGCUCUCUGUUUGGAAUACCGGGAGGUUUUUAUACCUGCCCAUUAAAGAUUUCUCACUCCUUAGAGAGAAUGUUUAUGAGACCUUUAGCUGAUUUUUUUUAUUAUUCAUACAAAUAUUUUGACAUCAGACUAUAUAGACUAUGUUUUUUUGCUUGAUGAACCUUCAAACAUUAUUGCGAUCAGGUCCCACGCAGUAUGUUUUCAGUAUACAGCCAUUGAGGUAUUGUCCUCUGUAAUUGUUGAUAGAUGAUAACCUCGUAAAUCCUUUAGUGCUCAUCCCCCGUUCGCCGCGCGCUGUAGUCUCUUAAACGGAAACAGGCUCACAGGAUGACACUUGCUCUUUAUCGAUGUUAUCCAAUUCAUUCUGUGAAAACAAUGGCGCACAGGUGAAUCACAAUUCGGCUUUAUACUGGAGGAAUUCCUGCGGCUAACACAAUAAUCUACGGUGUAGUCACCUGCUACCAAAGUAUCACGGAUUUAUUAUCUUUGAUCGGUUUCAAUGUUUCCUUGAAAGCACAUCAAUCUGUGCUGAACAAUAAGCAGAUUCAAAGGCGCACUUUACUUUCAUUUCCAACGACAGCCGUAUUGCUGCUUUCGUAAAAAGCAAACAGAUUCCAGUGGAGAGCUCAGGAAUGUUCACCAGCAGGUUGAAAUACAAACAGCGUUGUUCUUAAAUGUUUAUAGAGGGCAGUGUGUCGAAAGUUCGCACAAUGCUCCCACAACGCAAGAUUGCAUAUUAUAACCGUAGCGUUCAGGUUAAAAGAACUCAUUAUUCAUGGAUUGGUGUUUAGGACUUGCUUUUUUAAUUAGCUGUGCGCACCCGACCAAAGAAAGAAGUAGACUGGGAAGUGUUGUGCGAAGCCAGAGCUGGAGUGCACCUGGUGAUUUGUUCAUUUGCUUUUAUUAGACGGUUAUUGAAUUUACAAUGCCGAGAUCGUUUUUAAUCAAGAAAAUCGCUGGCCUAAAGCAAGAGAGCAAUCAACGCCUACCGACCGAUCAAGAUUAUGAUUGCUGCGAAGAGGGAAAUGAAGGUGGAAAUACACGAAGAAGGGAAGCAAUUCAGCUAAAACCAGUAUCGAGCUGGAUCCACUCACCUCCGGUAAUCAUAGAGAAGUCCGAAGCACCGACACUUUGCCAAUCACGCUCCCCUGAUGAUGGAAUAUGUUGUAAGAAAAAAAAGAACGUGGCAAGUAUGCAAAGUGGUUUGGAAUAUUGCCGCAACGACAAAUCAUAUGAAGGCCUGGUCAGCAACGAGAAUGCUGCCAAAAACCAUGUACUGAAAUCGAGGCCCGACGAUUACAGACCUAUCUUUUUAGGGAACCUCGAAUCAUAUUCCAAUUCGAUGUCGUUCGCUCAAAACGCCCCAGAUUUUCCUGAUUUGCUGUACGGGAGUGAUAGUGUAAAGCAUGCUGCUAAAAGAAGCGAUGUUGCAGUUAGAGAGGAAACCUUGAAACGCAAAAGAGAUGAAGAGCAUGAAGAUGAUGGGCACUAUUCUAAAAGGUCUAUUCUCGCAUCGACAGCAGAUAGACCGCUGUAUUUUCCUUCAGGGAGUAAGGACGCUGAUAAAACUUACGAAACAGUUGUUAACAAGAGAGACCAUGAUUCCCUUACUAUUAAAGAAGGUAUGCAAGACAAUCAAUCGCACAAGUUGCCAUGCCACAAUCGGUUUUCGGCACGUAUUGGUGCUGUUUCGCCAACUUACGCAGCAUUGUCUCCUCGCCAUGUAUCACGUGAUAAAAAACAUGAUACAGUCUCACGCGGAUACGAAACGUUCGACCCAGGGGUUUCCAACCUGCACUGUCGACGCUCUUUGUCUUCCACCAAUUCAGUGCCAUCCGUGUCUCCAUUGUCACCACUGUCACCAAUAUCCCCAUUCAGUCCUACGGCACCAAUCCCAAUGUACUUGCCUCUGUCAAAUUCUUCUUGCAGCAGUCUACACUUCCAGUAUCAUGGGUGCUCAUUUCCAAGCCCAUGUUGUCAGAAAUAUCCUCUCUGUUACCCGCCGCAGCUACUGGGUUUUCGCUCUGAAACGAAUCCCGUCACUUGCCUGUUAAACGCAAAACCAAAUGGCUACGUGUUUUCAAAGCGAGAUGAAAAUAGCUGGAGUUCUCCUGAGAAAGUUGCAAGAGAUUAUGAGACCAUGGAACUUGUGCGAGACGUCGAAACCGAAGACUGUAAUACUUCGAAGGAAUUUGAAUAUCGGCAAGUUGAAGCCAAACGGGCUAACAGAAGAAAAUCAAGAAAGAGCCAGAACGAUGACGGCACGCUUCCAAAAAUUGACGAAAAUGACUCUGGAGCAGUAUCUAGCAAACAUGCUCAAAAUCGUGUGGUAACAGUUACGGAACAUGAUUCUGAUCCCAGUAGAGAAGGGUCUGGGGAGGAGAGUAGCAAUGUUCCGGAUGAUAAUCCGGUGCUCUCUGACGAAGAGGAUAAACAAAAAAUUGGUAAAAGAAAGUUUACUUGCAAAUUCUGUGGGAAAAUUUAUGUCUCCCUUGGGGCAUUGAAAAUGCACAUACGCACUCAUACGCUCCCUUGUAAGUGCAACAUAUGCGGAAAGGCAUUCAGCAGGCCAUGGCUUCUCCAAGGCCAUAUUAGAACCCAUACUGGAGAAAAGCCCUAUAAAUGUCAUAUGUGCCAAAGGGCUUUUGCUGACCGGUCAAACCUGAGGGCACACUUGCAAACACAUUCAGAUGUAAAGAAAUACAGCUGCAGGACGUGUCAUAAGACGUUUUCGAGGAUGUCCCUGUUGGUUAAACACGAGGAGGCCGGUUGUUUGGUUUCAUGAACGGAUUGAAAUUUUUUAAGAAAUAUCAAGCUUUUUGUAUUCUAUAUGGUGUUUUUAGUCAGAUAAAUCUAUUUUUCUAGAUAAGAAUAGACUCGCACAACUCUUCCAUACUCUGACUAGCAAUCAUAAAUAGCGUUUAUUGAUAUCUUUUUAUAUAUAUUUGGCCCAAAGUUUUCUACCCAUAUAACGGGAAGCCUUAGAUUUGAGUUCGAUUUCUUAGAAAGAAGGUCUUGUAAGCUUUUAUCUUACAAGUAUUCCUCCCUAAGUCCAUUGUAAAUUAGUGAAAUGUCUCGUUACUUCCUUCAGAUCCCAUUUCGUUCUUGAUAAUGAGAUAAAUAAUAUUUUCUAUAUCUGAUCACAAUCUUUGAUUUAAGAAUUUUGUAGUUAUAGUUUUGGUGUAAAUAUCUUUUAAAAUUUUCUUGUAUGUUGUUGUAUUAAUAUCGAUUUGAAGAUGUAUUUUGUGAGCUUUUCAUAGUUUUAUAAUCAUAGAUACUGCAAAUUUACAAGUGCUUUUAAACAACUGAAAUCUCUUCUCUA